Messenger RNA from Camelina sativa (false flax), 2067 nucleotides. NCBI's taxonomy places the organism in Eukaryota, Viridiplantae, Streptophyta, Magnoliopsida, Brassicales, Brassicaceae. The record is from RefSeq and is a predicted model, not a curated record.
UUCUCAUUUCCUCUUUGCAGAGGAAUUUGGCAAAGGGCAUUGGUUAAAUAAUAAGACACUCUCGUUAGAGUGCUCGUCCCUCGUGCCCUUACCUGCCUAUUCCAACUAUCUGGCAAAAUCAUGUCUUUGAACCAAAAUGCCGAGUUGAAACCAAGGAUGGGCUCUUUUAAGAAGAGGAGCUCUUCUAAGAAUUUGAGGUAUUCAAUGACCAAGAAAAGAAGAAGUAGCAAAGUGAUGUCUGUGGAGAUCAUCGAGGAUGUGCAUGACGCCGAGGAGUUGAAAGCGGUUGACGCCUUUCGCCAAUCGCUUAUACUCGAUGAGCUACUCCCGGAGAAACACGAUGACUACCAUAUGAUGCUUAGAUUUUUGAAGGCCAGAAAAUUUGAUCUUGAGAAAACCAAACAGAUGUGGACUGAAAUGCUUAAAUGGAGGAAGGAGUUUGGUGCUGACACUGUCAUGGAGGAGUUUGAUUUCAAGGAAAUUGAUGAAGUGUUGAAAUACUACCCUCAAGGACACCACGGAGUUGACAAGGAAGGACGACCUGUGUACAUUGAGAGGCUAGGUCAAGUAGAUUCUACCAAGUUGAUGCAAGUCACAACCAUGGAUAGGUAUGUGAACUACCAUGUUAGGGAGUUUGAGAGGACCUUCAAUGUUAAGUUACCAGCGUGCACCAUCGCAGCAAAGAAGCAUAUUGAUCAAAGCACAACUAUUCUUGAUGUCCAAGGAGUGGGACUCAAAAACUUCAACAAGGCUGCUAGAGACUUGAUCACACGUCUUCAAAAGGUCGACGGUGACAACUAUCCUGAGACCUUGAACAGGAUGUUUAUCAUCAAUGCUGGCUCAGGAUUCAGAAUGUUGUGGAACACGGUUAAGUCCUUCCUUGACCCAAAGACUACAGCAAAGAUCCAUGUGCUUGGCAACAAGUACCAAAGCAAGUUGCUUGAGAUAAUUGAUGAGAGUGAACUUCCUGAAUUCCUUGGAGGUUCAUGUACCUGUGCUGACGAAGGAGGCUGCAUGCGCUCUGACAAAGGCCCAUGGAAAAACCCAGAGAUCAUGCAGAAAGUUCAAAAUGGUGAUCACAAAUGCUCAAAGAGAUCCCAAGCUGACAACAUUGCAGAGGACACCAUCCCUGAGGGAAAUGAUGAAUCUACAACAGAGCCGGCUUCUGAAGAGGAAAAGGCUUCAACAGGGGUCGAAAUUGUCCCGGCCGCUCACCCAGCCUGGAACGUGCCAGAAGCUCACAAAUUUUCCCUCUCAAAGAAAGAAGUUUAUGCUAUUCAAGAAGCGUGUAGCAACGCUACAAACGAUGGAGGGAGGUCUCCUAUUUUCACCGGGGUCAUGGCUCUUGUGAUGGGUGUUGUCACGAUGAUUAGAGUGACUAAAAACGUUCCAAGGAAACUUACCGAGUCAACCUUAUACUCGAGCCCUGUGUACUGCGACGAUGCGUCAAUGAACAAGAGUGCCAUGCAGUCAGAGAAAAUGACUGUGCCUGCAAUCUCAGGGGAAGAUUUCAUGGCCAUCAUGAAACGAAUGGCUGAGCUGGAACAGAAAGUGACCGUCUUAAGCGCGCAGCCAACAGUUAUGCCUCCGGAUAAGGAAGAGAUGCUUAACGCUGCCAUUAGCCGGUCCAAUAUCUUGGAGCAAGAGCUUGCUGCAACCAAGAAGGCUUUGGAUGAUUCACUUGGUCGUCAGGAGGAGCUAGUGGCGUACAUCGAGAAAAAGAAGAAGAAGAAGAAGAUUUUCAACUACUGGUGAGGAACCAUUAAGGGGGAGAAAGCCUCUUGAAGAGUUAGAGGCUUGCAUGGUGGAUUGAUAAUGUUACUUUUUGUGUGUGUGUGUGUGUGUAUUGUGUAUCCAAAUGUCUCGACCAAUGCGUGCGCUCACAAAUCAUCAAAGCCAAAGCUAACUGUAAAACCAAUUUCUCGUUUUUAACCAAAAAAAUUAUUAAAGAAAGUUGAAAAGAAAGAAAAUUUUGUUCUUUCUUUCUGUGUAUAUUAUUAUACUUUCUUAUAAAUUUUCAUGUACAUCUAAAUUGCAAAUUGUAUUUUGUCACAUUAUAUGAAAUUA